UCAUUUUAGAGUUGUUAUUAUUACCAAAAUAAUCUUUAGCCUCUGCUAGACACAUACCUUCUACUCCUGCUCAUAGCAGAUACUCAUUUUCUCUUUCUACUACGUUUGUUUGUUCUACUUUUAUUUUUCCUCUUGGCAUAUUUAAAAUAUCUUCUGCUAUUUUUGAUUGAUUCUAUCAGAUUCUGGGUUGGAGUAAUCAUACCUUGAGUAGGCUAGGACAGAAUUAGCCAUGGGAGACCUCCCUCUGCUCCUAUUCAUCACUCAGGAUUGACUCAUUGAAGAUAGAGCAAGGAGUUUAGAAGGAUCUUUUAGGAAGAAUUUUAGCUUUGAGAAGAUUUUUGGGACUGAUCUCUGGAUCUCCUCUUUUUUACGAUCAAAUAUAGAUAUUCUUGCACUCGAUUUUGAAAAUCAAGUUGAAGAUAUUCUAGGCUUGAUGAAAUUAUAGUGUGGCUUAUAAUGUCCCAAAGGAGGAAUUUGAGAGGCUUUCAGGUUCAGUACAAUUUUAGAGUUGUUUCUAGUAUGGAACUUGCUUCCAGAAUGGGAUUUCUUAAACUCCUUAGUCGAGUUAGUUCGUUUUGACACAAUUCAAGAGCAUAUUUCUCUUUUUACCAAGGAUAUCAAUGACCUCUUUAGUAGUGUCAACUACAGUCUUCUUCUGCUGCUUAGGUCUCUU
Moneuplotes crassus is the source of this 673-nucleotide messenger RNA. The record is from the annotation of a GenBank genome assembly. NCBI's taxonomy places the organism in Eukaryota, Ciliophora, Spirotrichea, Euplotida, Euplotidae.